Molecule: messenger RNA, 432 nt
Organism: Pseudogymnoascus destructans
Lineage: Eukaryota; Fungi; Ascomycota; Leotiomycetes; Thelebolales; Thelebolaceae
Exons: 2
Coding region: 1-432 (143 amino acids)
Source: RefSeq, a predicted model, not a curated record
AUGGCUUCGUCUCUUGUGAUCCAACAGGCUCUAUUCUUUCAGCCUGUUCAGGCGGUGUCAUCAAUCAUCCCAUUUGAUCCGAAAGACAACGAUUUCGGCGAUCACGACUCCAAGACAAUAUAUAACCCAUGGCUAGUGGCAAAGUUUGGCUCUGCUUUUUUUAGGCGUGGUAACGAGAGCUACUAUACUCCGAUUUGCCACUCUGCAAAAUACUUCUACAAGCUUCCCUGGUCUGCUAGGAACGCUGCCUAUGUCAGCAUCGAUGCUUGGGACGAAAGUACAGACUUUGCUGUUGAAUUCCAACACGUUACGGGCUCUGGCAUGUAUGUCCGUGAGCCGUCGGAUGUGGAGGCUUCUGACGCAGAAUUCCGCUGCGAUGAUUUCAGGUAUAUUAAUGCCGGCACUGAAGCGGUAUUGGAGAAGCCCUCUUGA